AUGGCAUCAGAAGACGAGGAAGACGAAGUGUAUGCGUAUUCGGCAGGUGAGCUAGACGACGAAGACGAAGAGCAAUGCACAGAUGGAAAGGAGGAAGACGACGACGUCGAGUGGGAGAAUGUCGACUCGUCGCCGCUGGCAGCAGACGCUCUAACUGCCCGCCCCAGUGCUGCACCGUACCCUCCGGACCCUGUUGCUGUACAUUCGGACGACAUUUGUCCAAAUGUACCCGCCACCAUCGACACACAACCGAAGCGGGCGCAAGUCGACUGGGACCACGUGAACCGCUCGCUUGCGGACAAAGACGCAGCAGUAGCAGCCGCAUCGGUUGCGUGCAAGAGACGGCGGCCGUGUCUGCGUCUCACGCGGGACGAAAGGAAGCGGGAAACGGCGCUGCACCAGACGCAUCUGCUGCUUUUGCUGGCGCUUCGGAUCAAGUGGACCCGAUGGAGCUGCCACAAGUUGCUCCAAGGACUGCUAUUGUCGCUGGCAACAGCAAGUGACGUGGACUUUUGUGCCGAAGUGAAGCAGCGACCCUGUGCGUACUCGCUGGCGCUGCUCGUUCGGUGGUUUGGUCACGCGUUUGAGCUAAGCAGUGAACCGAGCAAAGCACUGGACACGGAGGUGGUGACGGAGGCGGCGCUUCUGAGCGUGUUUUUUGCUCGGAGAGGACGAGACGUUGAGCUGGCUCUGUUGUUCGCAGCGCUGUGUGGAGCCCUGCAGCUUCGGUACCGUGUGACGUGGGCACUGGAUCCGCUGCUGGUGCAGAAAGGCAAGGUGUUUGAAUCGUCGUUUCGACGCAAAGUCGGCAAACGUCCCCGACGUUCACGGACGAUCGCAACUACGCUGCUGAAUCGAAAGAGACGGCGGUCAGACGAGAGCGACGAGGAGAAGGAGACUGGUGACAAGGCACUGGACUUGACAAGUGACGAGACUGUAGGUCAAGUGUUUUGGUUGUGGUGUGAAGUGCUGGAUGAAAAAACCAAAAGCUGGAUCCAUGUGGAUGCGGUCCGCCGACUUGUUGACCGUCCGCGGGAUGUCGAGCCGCUGCGCGGUAAAGCGUUUCGUUUCUCGUAUGUGAUCAGUAUCCAGGACGACGGCCUGCUUGUGGAUGUAACAGCACGGUACGCUGUGCACUGGAGCAAGAGCUUGGCAUUGCGUCUUGCAGAUUCGUGGUUGGAGCGUGUGCUGGAACAGAUAAAUGACGAUACGAACAGCCAGUACGAUGAGAAUAGAGCAGCAUGGAUACGAUCACGAGCAAAUGUCGCAGCCGAUGCUACUGCUGAGGAAAAGAAAGCGCUAGAGACACUAAAGUUGGCCGAAGGCAUGCCCACGAGUGUCGAAGGGUUCCGGAAGCACCACUUGUACUGCCUCGAGCGCCAUCUAAGUCGCUCAGAGUGUCUCCACCCACGCAAAGUGGUUGGAUUGUUUAACGGUCAAGCUGUCUUUUUGCGGAAACACGUGCAGCCUGUCCGAUCUGCCUUCAAGUGGCGACGUCUCGGCCGAGUCGUGAAAGACGAGGAGCGUCAGAAACCUGCACGAUGGCAGUCCCGGGACGGGUCACUUUCUGGCUGCAACGGCAGCAGUGACGACGUUUGUGGAAGUGAUCGAGACGGCACGAAGGACACCUCGUCACUCGCCCUCUAUGGCUUGUGGCAAACAACCGAGUUCGGGCCUCCGCCCGUAGUAGAUGGCCGCGUUCCGAAGACCAAGUAUGGCAACAUUGAGAUCUGGAGUCACGCCCAUGUUCCUCGUGGUGCGGUGCACCUCCAAUUGCCUCGGAUCGAUGCACUCGCCGAGUCCUUAGGAGUGGAUUUUGCUCCUGCUGUUGUGGGCUUUGAGGUUCGCAAGGGGCGGACCGUGCCGAAGAUCGCAGGCAUAGUAGUCGCACAAAGCCAUGAAGCCAUGUUGCUGGACGCCCACGCCGAGAAGCAGCAGCAGACGAUCGAGAAGGCGAUAGCGUAUAACCGGAAACUCGUGCUCCGACGCUGGGCGAAGCUCACCAAGCGGCUGUUGUUACGGCAGCGACUGGAAGACGACUAUGGAGCGGUCGGGCAUUGA
This is a messenger RNA of Hyaloperonospora brassicae, 2061 nucleotides long. Lineage: Eukaryota; Oomycota; Peronosporomycetes; Peronosporales; Peronosporaceae. The record is from the annotation of a GenBank genome assembly.